ACGGACCAUGGAAAGUUUGCAAGACGGAGGCUUGGCCCGGCAGUCCAGCCGUUCGCCCAAGAUCCCGAAUGCACAGAGAGAAGAAUCAGGGGCUUUCAGGUUAACCGUCAGAAAUGCAAUGGCUCAUCUUGAUUCUGAGGCAAAAGAGAAAUGUUUGCGGGAAGACCUGCAAUUCUACUUCAUGAACCCUUGUGAAAAGUACCGAGCCAGGCACCAAAUUCCGUGGAAGCUGGGUUUGCAGAUUUUGAAGAUCAUCAUGGUCACUACACAGCUUGUUCGUUUUGGUUUAAGUAACCAACUGGUGGUUGCUUUUAAAGAAGAAAACACUAUGGCUUUUAAGCACUUAUUUUUGAAAGGCUAUUCGGGCGUGGAUGAAGAUGACUACAGUUCUAGUGUGUACACUCAAGAGGACGCUUACGAAAGCAUCUUUUUUGCCAUUAAUCAGUAUCAUCGUCUAAAGAACAUCUCUGUAGGGACCCUUGAUUAUGGAAAAAGUGAAGACAACGGAAUUGGCUUGAAAGUAUGUAAGCAGCAGUACAAGAGAGGGGCCGUGUUCCCUUUGAAUGAGACUCUGAACAUUGACAGCGACAUUGAGAGAGAUUGUGACUACUUGGCCCUCCCGACUCUUUCCCAGAAGCCCCAGGAAUGGAAGAGCUCGCCAUUCUUCAAACUAGAUUUUUAUCGGCUCUUACAGGUUGAAAUCUCCUUUCACCUAAAAGGCAUCGACCUACAGACAAUUCACUCCCGAGAGCUGCCAGACUGUUAUGUCUUCCAGAACACGAUUGUCUUUGACAAUAAAGCACAUAGUGGAAAAAUCAAAAUCUAUUUUGACAGUGAGGCCCAGAUUGAAGAAUGCAAAGACUUGAAUAUAUCUGGAACUAUCCAGAAGAACACGCAGUACGUCCUCAUAUUCGACGCGCUUGUCAUCGUGACAUGCUCGGCGUCCCUCAUCCUGUGCACCAGAUCCAUCGUGCUCGCUGUCCGGCUGCGCAGGAGAUUUCUAAAUUUCUUCCUGGAAAAGUACAAGCGCCGUGUGUGUAAUGCUGACCAGUGGGAGUUCAUCAACGGAUGGUAUAUCCUCGUGAUUAUCAGCGACCUCAUGACAAUAAUUGGAUCCAUAUUAAAAAUGGAAAUCAAAGCGAAGAACCUCACAAAUUAUGAUCUGUGCAGCAUUUUGCUUGGAACGUCUACACUAUUUGUCUGGGUUGGCGUCAUCAGAUACCUGGGCUACUUCCAAGCUUAUAACGUACUUAUUUUAACGAUGCAGGCCUCCCUGCCAAAAGUUCUUCGCUUCUGCGCUUGUGCUGGUAUGAUUUAUCUGGGUUAUACUUUCUGUGGCUGGAUCGUCUUAGGACCAUAUCAUGCCAAGUUUGAAAAUCUGAACACAGUUGCUGAGUGUCUGUUUUCGCUGGUCAAUGGUGAUGACAUGUUUGCAACCUUUGCUCAAAUCCAGCAGAAGAGCAUCCUGGUGUGGUUGUUCAGCCGCCUCUAUUUAUAUUCCUUCAUCAGCCUCUUUAUAUACAUGAUUCUCAGCCUUUUUAUUGCACUGAUUACAGAUUCUUAUGACACCAUUAAGAAAUACCAACGUAACGGGUUUCCUGAAACAGACCUUCAGGAAUUCUUGAAGGAAGGCAGUGGCAAAGAGCAGAUUCAGAAGCAGCCCUCGACCUUCCUAUCCUGCAUCUGCUGUCUGAGGAGGGAAGGAAAUGAUGACCACUUGAUGCUCAUUAAUUAAACUGUGAGAAAGACCAUCGUUUCCAGUUCCUUAUCCAGCAGCAACACAGAUGGACCCCCAAACAACUGGGACAGGCACUUCCAAAAAGGCAGCCUUAUUUAAUUGCAAAGUGGGGAGGAGGACUGUCAGCUGUCUCACCACAACUGAACUUCAAAGUUCCCGUUUAUAAACUUGGAUAAUGAAGCACAGCCCACAGUGAACUACUGGGCAUUAGUGCAAUAGAAAUGAAAUGGAAACAACAAGAUUCUCUAUUGAUCUUUUAAUUUAUGUCAUGAUAAUGUUGAGGUGGCCAAGGAUCACAUUUCAGAGUGUCCAAAACAAUGGUGUUUAAAGUCAUGUGGUUAAAGAAGUGUGUUUAUCAUCAAAUCAGAGUUUGUUUUAAAAGAGAGUUUUGAGUU
This is a messenger RNA of Sorex fumeus (smoky shrew), 2133 nucleotides long. RefSeq names its product mucolipin TRP cation channel 2 (gene MCOLN2). The transcript has 14 exons. NCBI's taxonomy places the organism in Eukaryota, Metazoa, Chordata, Mammalia, Eulipotyphla, Soricidae. Gene Ontology annotation, molecular function: NAADP-sensitive calcium-release channel activity. Bases 8 to 1735 code for a protein of 575 amino acids. The record is from RefSeq and is a predicted model, not a curated record. Gene Ontology annotation, cellular component: lysosomal membrane; plasma membrane.